CGGACAAUCGCUUCCCGUUCCUGAUAUACCAGCGACGCGUGUCUUGUUGCUGUGCUGAUUGCACCUUGAUGUCUGCAUGCUAGCGUCGAACCUACCUAUCAGCAUUUCUUGAUUAUCUCCUGAUUUUAUUAUUCUUUCGCCCUUUUCUCUCGCAAUUCUGUUUGUGAGAGGAAUAGGAGGACCCGCCUUUUGAAAACAAGGGAAAGAAAGAAAAAAGAGAAGAAAUGAAAUGAGAGAAACCAGGACUUACGCAGUCCUGGGCUCGACGGGAAACUGCGGCACUGCCCUUAUUGAGAUCCUCCUGAAGAAGCCCAAUGCGCGCAUUCAUGCCUAUUGCCGCAACCGCGCCAAGCUGCAACGACUGCUCCCGCACAUCAGCGAGAGCGGUCGAGUAAGCGUCUUUGAGGGCAGCAUCCAUGACGUGGGCCUCUUGGCCACGUGUCUGCGCGACUGCCAUGCCGUCUUCCUCGUCGUCUCGACCAACGACAACAUUCCAGGUUGCCGGAUGGCCCAGGACACUGUCGUCUCGGUGACCCGGGCCCUACAAGGCCUCAAGUCGGCCAGCAGAACACCGGCCCCCAAACUUGUCCUUCUCUCCUCCGCCAACACGGAGGACCAUUUCUCGCGCCACGUCCCCUACCCGCUGCGCCUCAUCCUCCACUGGUCGGCGUCCCACGUCUACCAGGAUAUCAUCAACGCCGAGAAGUUCCUCCGGUCGCAGGAGGACUGGCUGACCAGCAUCUACGUCAAGCCGGGGGCGCUGUCGAUCGACAUACAGCGGGGUCACGCCCUGAGCUUCACCGACGAGGACAGCCCGCUGUCGUACCUGGACCUGGCGGCGGCCAUGAUCGAAGCCGUCGACGACGAACAGGGGCUGUAUGAUGGGAAGAGCGUGAGCGUGGUCAACACAAACGGCAGAGCGAAAUUUCCGACGGGCACUCCGAUGUGUAUUCUCAUGGGUCUGCUGAGGCACUUCUUCCCCUUCCUGCAUCCCUAUCUCCCAUCCCACACUGGGCCGCGGUGACGACCUCGGCAGAGCAGAGAUCUACGCCACUACAUAAUUAGUAUCCUAGCACCAUAGUAUUUAAGCAAAGGUAUCUUUUUGUCAUAAUUACUAGUGAGAUAUGCUCCUCUGUUCUCGGAGAACAUGCUGUCGAAAAAUGUCCUGUUACCUCCC
Messenger RNA from Thermothelomyces thermophilus ATCC 42464, 1177 nucleotides. RefSeq lists its product as uncharacterized. The transcript has a single exon. Bases 230 to 1024 code for a protein of 264 amino acids. The record is from RefSeq and is a predicted model, not a curated record. NCBI's taxonomy places the organism in Eukaryota, Fungi, Ascomycota, Sordariomycetes, Sordariales, Chaetomiaceae.